Messenger RNA from Phyllostomus hastatus (greater spear-nosed bat), 1703 nucleotides. It is a transcript of the gene GPR65, whose product is annotated as G protein-coupled receptor 65. Lineage: Eukaryota; Metazoa; Chordata; Mammalia; Chiroptera; Phyllostomidae. Gene Ontology annotation, biological process: G protein-coupled receptor signaling pathway. The coding region runs from base 515 to 1501 and encodes 328 amino acids. Gene Ontology annotation, molecular function: G protein-coupled receptor activity. Gene Ontology annotation, cellular component: membrane. The transcript has 2 exons. The record is from RefSeq and is a predicted model, not a curated record.
GCGGGUUUCUCUUCUUGACGCGAGCAGAUUUAUCUGGCUCCUGGUUUCACAAAAUCGUCGCACCCAAGAAACGUGGAAACGAGGCAUUCUAAAAAGAGAUAUCAAUCUCUGUGAAGACUAAAGGCGUAUUUGUGUUUGCCCUGGUCUCCCGAGUUUCACGACGGAAAACAAACUGGGGACACCACUCUCUGAAAGACUGACCCUUGACACUUCUCCAUCAGCAUUCCGUGAUGAUGGACACGGGGACGUCUGCUGGUCAAAAUUGACAGGCCACUCUGGCCAGCCACCAGGUGCCUGGGUUCUGACUUUGCACCAUUGACAUCUGUGUGAAAGCGACCCACAGCCAUUUUUUUAAAGCAUUGAUGCACUAAUCAGAACCUUUGGAAGCAAAGAAAAAUUGAAGAAGUCUUGGGAAGAGAGAAUUAGAUGUUGAAAACCAUCUAAACGGGGCAAGACUUACUUUGCUGUUUAGCUGCUAAGACCUAAUGUAAUUGCCACGUUAAAAAGGAAAAAAAUGAACAGCACGUGUAUUGAUGAACAGCACGACCUGGAUCACUAUUUGUUUCCAAUAGUUUACAUCUUCGUGGUCAUAGUCAGCAUUCCAGCCAAUGUUGGAUCGCUCUGUGUGUCUUUUCUGCAAGCAAAGAAAGAAAAUGAGUUAGGAAUUUAUCUCCUCAGUUUAUCACUGUCAGAUCUGCUGUAUGCGCUCACCCUCCCCCUAUGGAUUAACUAUACUUGGAAUAAUGACAACUGGACGUACUCUGCUGGCUUGUGCAAGGCGUGUGCUUUCUUCAUGUACAUGAACUUCUACAGCAGCACGGCCUUCCUCACCUGCAUCGCUGUUGAUCGGUUCUUGGCAGUCGUCUACCCUUUGAAGUUUUUUUUCCUAAGAACAAGAAGAUUUGCGUUCAUGGUCAGCCUGUCCAUCUGGGUAGUGGAAACCAUCUUCAACGCUGUCAUUUUGUGGGAAGAUGAGAUAUCUACAGAAUACUGUGAUGCCAAGAAGUCUAAUUUUACUCUAUGCUAUGACAAAUACCCUUUGGAGGAGUGGCAAAUCAGGUUCAACUUGUUUAGGACAUCUACAGGCUAUGCAAUACCUUUGGUCAUUAUGAUGAUUUGCAACCAGAAAGUCUACCAAGCGGUGCAGCAUAAUCAAGCCACGGAAAACAGGGAGAAGAGAAGAAUCGUAAAACUGCUUCUUAGUAUCACGUUGACUUUCGUUCUGUGUUUCACUCCCUUUCACGUGAUGUUGCUGCUUCGCAGCAUUUUAGAGCCUAGGUCUACCCCCGAGUCGGGGAAGCAGACUUAUAAAAUAUACAGAAUCACGGUUGCAUUGACAAGUUUGAACUGUGUUGCUGAUCCAAUCCUGUACUGUUUUGUAACUGAAACGGGAAGAUCCGAUAUGUGGAAUAUAUUAAAGUUCUGUACUGGGAAGGUUAAUCAGUCACAAAGCCUUUCUAUGUCUACAAAAGAUACUAUUGAGCUAAACAUCCUGGAAUAGAACCGAGGAAUUUAUUUUCAGGUACACAAUAUUGUAUCAAGAUUACAUUUUGAAAAGGAAACCUAGCUGGGGAUGGAACUAAGUUUUCCACCCCAGGCUAGGUUGUGUGAAUAUUUUAAUAUCCUCUCCAGUGGAAAUAUUUUCAAAGUGCACUGUAUACCUCCCUGACUUUUAUUAAAUGAAUAUUAAAUAAAAUGUAAUA